CAGACUGUCCGCUUUCUGUCGCCGAGACAAGCAAGAGGAGGGAUGUUCGGCCUGGCAGCACCAGCCCCAGCUCUCACUGCUCUCGAAAGGAGCUGAAUUGUUCGGCACGUCAUCAUUACCCGGGAGCUAACCAUAACAAUGCAUAUCCUGUAAACCACCAAAUAUGGCUCAAAGUAAGAGGCCAGGGACCUACAGUGUGACUCCUCCAAUCCCGACCUCCUGUCCCACAGCUCAUCAUACAGAGUCAUGUGAUUUGAAAGCCAUCCAACCGAGGCAGCGGCCAGCUCGCUACCCCAAGGAAUCACAUGUGCCAAAGCCCCUUCCUCGUACCUGUAAGGCACAUUAUUCCUCUCUCAAAUGUGAAGAUGUGGUUCCCAGCUGUCCAGAAGUGGAUGUGGAUGCAGAUGUUGAACUGAAACAAUAUAACAAUCAACCUGCUGUAGAAUUAGAGGACCAGAGAUCCACAAUACCCUCGACGUCUGAACAUGAGCAUGAGCAAGAUAACCACAACCAGGCAGACCUUCAUGACAGCCUGGAUGAUGACUCCUGCUCUGACUACAUUAACAACACUUCAGAGGACGAGGAAGACUAUGAUGACGGACUGGCAGAGGAGGAUGAAGGUGUUACUUACUACAUCCGGUACUGCCCGGAGGAUGAGAGCUACAUGGAAGCUAUGGAUUGCAGCAGCCAGGGAGACUGCAAACACGGUCACGAGCGGGUCUGUAUUAUGCAGCCAGGUGAAGCCCACACCGAGUGCCAGGAGGCAGUUGAAGGGUGGACUGAAGAGGGAGACACAGAGGUGAGAGAGGAGGAAUGGGUGGAAGAUGAAGAGGAAGAAAGUGGCGCCAAAGAAGAGUGGAGAGAAGAGGAAGAAGGCAUGAGAGAGGCAUGGAGGGAAGGAGAUGAAGAGGGUGGCGAGGAAUGGAGAGAGGAGGGUCCAGGCAGGCAAGAGCAGUGGGCCGGUAGUGGGAGGCACAGAGAGGAGGAAUGGGCUGAGGGUGAGGGGGAGGUACGCUGUGAGGUGGUGGAGCAAGAUCCAGAUGAACAGAUAUACAAUGGACGACCAGAACCAAUCUUGGACCAUAGCCAUCACAAUGACCACCAACAACAACCUGCCAUGAAAGAUGACCUACACACUUGCCAGCCUGAUGAGGAGGACGAGGGCGAUGCAGAAAGCGAGGAGUACUGCCCAAAUGAGGAAGAAGAUGAGGAAGGAGAUGAACAUGAGAGACAUGAAACUGCCUAUACUGGAGACUACUAUGCCCCAGAAGAUAAUGGCAACUCUGUGCAUGUCUCUCCCUUCCCAGGCCGCAAGGUGCUAGUGGUCGAGGGGGAGACGGGUGAGGAAGCAGAGGAGGACAUUGACCAAAUAGUUGCUGAGAUCAAGAUGAGUAUGAGCAUGGGUAGCCUAAGUAGUGGUACUGACCAAAGCCCAGAAGAAAUGGCACAAGACCCACCCACUGGUGACUACCUUCAUGCCAAGCCCAACACAGCCACCUACCCAUUAGCGCACAACCACCAUGACAGCAGACCCAAGUCCCUUAACCUGCCUUCUGUGCAUCAUAACAACCCAGACCUCCAGAGGGGCCUCAAGAUACAACCACAUUCCCCAGAAGAUCGAGAGCGAUGGCAACAGGAGCAGGGGUACAGCAGUGCAGAGCAACCCAGAAAACAGCAGCGCUCUGACUUGAACCUUCCCCUGGAGAACAACAACGUACCAGAUACCACCAAAAAAGUUGCGUCGUUCCCCAGCUUUGUUGAUGUCCCAGGACCCUGCGAGCCAGAAGAUCUGAUUGAUGGAAUCAUCUUUGCCGCUAACUACCUGGGCUCCACUCAGCUGCUGUCUGAGAGGAACCCUUCGAAGAACAUACGCAUGAUGCAAGCCCAGGAGGCAGUCAGCAGGGUUAAGAGGGUACAGAAGGCUGCCAAAAUCAAGAAAAAAGCGAGCCCAGAUGGAGACGUUUUAACGCUCACUGAAGUUGAUCUUUUCAUUUCCACUCAGAGGAUCAAGGUCCUCAAUGCAGACUCACAGGAAACGAUGAUGGACAAUGCAUUGCGCACCAUAUCCUAUAUCGCUGAUAUUGGAAACAUUGUGGUACUAAUGGCAAGACGUCGAAUGUCACGUACAGCUUCCCAAGAUUGUAUUGAAACCACACCUGGUGCACCUGAGGCGAAGAAGCAGUACAAGAUGAUAUGCCAUGUCUUUGAGUCUGAGGAUGCCCAGCUCAUCGCUCAGUCCAUCGGCCAGGCUUUCAGUGUAGCUUAUCAGGAGUUCCUGAGAGCCAAUGGAAUAAACCCAGAGGACCUGAGUCAAAAGGAGUACAGUGACAUCAUCAACACACAAGAGAUGUACAACGAUGACCUCAUCCACUUCUCCAACUCUGAAAACUGCAAAGAGUUGCAGCUGGAGAAGAGCAAAGGCGAAAUCCUCGGUGUGGUGAUUGUGGAGUCCGGCUGGGGCUCCAUCCUGCCCACUGUCAUCUUAGCCAACAUGAUGAACGGGGGUCCUGCGGCACGCUCGGGCAAGCUCAGCAUCGGAGACCAGAUCAUGUCCAUCAACAACACUAGUCUCGUAGGGCUGCCACUCGCCACCUGUCAGGGAAUCAUCAAGGGCUUAAAGAAUCAGGUUCAGGUAAAAAUGAACAUAGUCAGCUGUCCUCCUGUUACUACUGUCCUCAUCAAGAGACCCGACCUCAAGUACCAGCUGGGAUUCAGCGUGCAGAACGGCAUUAUUUGCAGUCUAAUGCGGGGCGGCAUCGCAGAGCGAGGGGGGGUCAGAGUGGGCCACCGGAUCAUCGAGAUCAAUGGGCAGAGUGUCGUGGCCACAGCACAUGAGAAGAUUGUCCAGGCCCUCUCAAACUCUAUUGGCGAGAUUCACAUGAAGACUAUGCCCGCAGCCAUGUUCCGACUCCUCACGGGGCAGGAGACGCCAAUGUACAUAUAAAGUGAAAGGACUGUCAGCUGCUUGUCUAUAAAAACUUGUAUUGCACAAACCCACAAGUCGAUUCAUUUCCUCAUCCUUUAUCUGGUUCCCGUCUGAAGAGCUGAACAAAUUGUGUCAAUGUUUUUUUUGGGUUGUUGUUGUUAUUUAUUUAUUGGUCUUGUCUGUGCUCUUGUGUCCCUACAAUGAGAUGGAAGGACUGACUGAGUGAAGGCCUCACAUUUAGUUUUAUAGUCACCCAAAUAAUGCAAUAUUUUCAACUAUACAUUGCACUAUGUAUAGAUUGAUUAUUUUCACCUGUUUAUUUAUUGCCCAUAUGAAUACUUUGUUAAAAAAUGUAACAGCGGGUGAUACGAGGAGCUUUGGUGUAAAUAGCUACUGACAUGUGCUAUUAAGUGACAUGCAGACAAGUACAGUAUGGCAAGAUUAUCAGUUGCAGGAUAUGGUAAUAAUUGCAAGUUUAAGCAGAGAUGUGUUAAAAAUCAUGAAUUUGAAUGUGCUAAAUUAAUAUAAUGUAAACGUGAAUGAAACUGGUGUGUGCAUUAGGGGCUUAAGGGAAAGAUGCCAGUUAAUGGACUUUGCUUUAUUUAAAGGCAAUACACACGCAACGCUGAAGACUUUUCUAUAUCUCAUGUACACACGUGUACAUACAUACAUUUCAAAAACAACCACAAAACUAGCAAGAUGCAUCAAUUAUGCUUUUAAUAUCAGUUACUUGUAUCAAUUUUCUUUUGUCUGCUUCCUGUUGUGUAUGUUGAUCUUUGGUGUUCCUGACUGAAACUCAUGCAAACAAUGAGUUGACUGUGAAUGUAAUGUGCUGCGUGAGCUGUCCCAUUGCCAUACCAAGUAUUAGAAUGUUUGUACAUAAAAGGAAACGUGUCUAGUAUUGCGCUCCUCAUCUAAAGAGAAAACACCAUGGUUUAGUCACUGCAUCAUCAUCCCACAUGAAUGUUGGCUUUGGGAGGGAAAGAUCAGACUGUGAAUCACACUGUGACAGUAAAAGCCUUACAACAGAGUAAAGCUUUUAACGAUCCACUGUAUUCCAUUUAACCACUUGAACAUUAUCGGUGUGCAUGCCUCGUAAUGUAGUAUCAUGUCAUUGUGGCAAGAUAAUAAAAUCAGAGCUAAACCUGG
Messenger RNA from Phycodurus eques (leafy seadragon), 4075 nucleotides. It is a transcript of the gene apba2b, whose product is annotated as amyloid beta (A4) precursor protein-binding, family A, member 2b. The record is from RefSeq and is a predicted model, not a curated record. Gene Ontology annotation, molecular function: amyloid-beta binding; protein binding. The transcript has 14 exons. Gene Ontology annotation, biological process: chemical synaptic transmission. Gene Ontology annotation, cellular component: cytoplasm; plasma membrane; dendritic spine. The coding region runs from base 164 to 2944 and encodes 926 amino acids. NCBI's taxonomy places the organism in Eukaryota, Metazoa, Chordata, Actinopteri, Syngnathiformes, Syngnathidae.